AAUGCGUUCCCUGUAGUGGGAGUGGUUUCUAGUCUUGCAGGCCCCCCCCUUAGCCAGCGCUGCAGUCUGUUCGGUGGCUAAUAACAGUUCACACCAGUUAGCUAUAGCGUUGUCGUCGCUGUGGAUUGACAGAGGUUUUUAUACUGCUGUAAUGCCAGUGACAGAUCACAUAUCUUCAGAUCCCCCUGCUGACCGAUGAGGGUUCAUCACCCACAGCCAUCAUGGAAGACUUUACUGCUGUAAGAUGGGGUCUGAACGUAUCUCACAAUGCCUCUCCUGCCCCUCCCAGUAUGUCCAUCGACCGACUCUUCCCAGCACUCCUGGAGUGUUUUGGGAUCAUUCUGUGCGGGUAUGUCGCUGGGAGAGCGAACAUAAUCACAUCCACACAGGCCAGGGGUCUGGGGAACUUUGUGUCCAAGUUUGCAUUGCCUGCCCUGCUCUUCAAGAACAUGGUGCUGCUGGACUUCGGCAACGUCAUCUGGGCCUUCCUGUGGAGCAUCCUUAUAGCCAAGGUGACAGUGUUUGUCAUAGUAUGCUCUCUGACACUGCUUGUCACCAGCCGAGAAACUCGCUUCGGCAAGGCCGGUCUCUUCUCCAUCUUUGCCACCCAAAGCAAUGACUUUGCACUUGGUUACCCCAUAGUGGAGGCUCUAUACAAGAACACGUACCCAGAGUACCUGCAGUACAUCUAUCUGGUGGCACCAGUGUCCCUCAUGAUCCUGAACCCCAUUGGUUUUGCCUUCUGCGAGAUCCAGAAGUGGCGGGAGAGUGAGGACCAGCGACAAAGCAAGAAGCAGAUUGUGGGCCAGGUGCUUCUGCAGGUUUUAAAGAACCCCAUAGUGUUCAUGGUGAUCCUGGGCAUCGUCUUUCACUUCCUCCUGGGCCAACGAGUACCCACUUUCAUGGAAGAGUUUGUGGAUGGUCUGGCCAAUUCCUUCGGAGGGGCGGCACUGUUCUACUUGGGCCUGUCCAUGGUGGGCCAACUGAGGAAGCUGACCCGGUCGUCUGUCAUUGCUCUGAUCCUGCUCAUCACUGCCAAGUUGUUGGUGAUGCCGUUAAUCUGCAGGGACAUGGUCGAGCUGCUGGAUACAGGCAACACCAGUUCCCUCAACCACAGCAGCCUCUCCAACUUUGCCUUUCUCUACGGAGUCUUCCCCACGGCUCCCAGUGUGGCCAUCUAUGCAGCCCAGUACAAUAUGGAGCUAGAAGUUGUUACCUCAGGGAUGGUAAUAAGCACCUUUCUUUCCGCUCCAAUCAUGUAUGUUUCUGCUUGGCUGUUGACAAUCCCAUGGAUGGACCCAAAGGAAUUAGCAUCUGCACUGCAGAAUGUUGGCUUCAAUGUCAGCAUUGUCAGCUUAGUGGCAGUGGUGUGGACUGUCAGCGUAAUGGUCUUGAGUAAGAAGUACAGAAGACUCCCGCAUGUGUUCACCAUGAACCUGUUUCUGGCACAGUUUCUUGUUUGUAUCAGUAUGAUUCUGUGGAACUUCAUUGUGGAGCAGGACAACUUUAUCGGACAAGUAUUGACCUUCGCUCUGCUGUAUGGCUCAAUUUACAGCACCUAUGUCUGGACAGGUCUGAUUGCUUUUUCCCUUGCACUGAUGAAGAGGGACGAUGAACUGAAAGUUCAGCCAGGGAUCUUCAUGACUCUGGGCUGGGGAGUUCCUGUGCUGGUUGUGGGAGUCCUUCUUAUUGCUGGAGAGAAGACACCUGAUAACAUAGACUCUGCCUUCUUUUACGGAAGAUCCCAGGUUAUCAGCACUGCAGUGGUGCUAGCCUCCAGUAUUCUUCUGGGGGGCUGCUCUUUGACAGGCCUCAGCCGGGGCAUCCAGGAAAGCAACUACCAGGCUUUGGACCAGGGCUUGGUCUCAGGCACCAGGGAGGACCUGAGGCCCCAGAACAGCUCAGAGAACCAGGUCACGUCAGAGUGUGCAGCCGUGGGGAGCAAUGAUCCUCCAGAGUGCCAUACUUGUGACUGUGUUCAGCCUGAACACACGCCUGACAUGAUUGUCAGCCCCAGCAUAAGCGACCUAGCAUCCAUAAACGCAGAUCAGUGUGAGGAGAGCUGCCAGUCCCCUCGCUGCUUUCUGGCCCCUGAGGAGGAACCGGUGUCUGACAGGCAGGUGGCCCGACAUGUGCUGCUGUGCCUGCUUCUCACCAUCUGCCAGCUGGCUAAUCUGUCCAGCUGCCUGUGGUGGCUGUUUGACCGUGUCCCUGGGAGACUGUACUUAGAGCUGCAGUUUUUCUGUGUUGUGGCCAAUUAUGGACAGGGAUUCAUUUCAUUUGGAAUCUUUGGAAUGGAUAAGCAUUUGAUAAUCCUCCCAUUCAAAAAGAGGUUAGUGAGUCUUUGGCAAGGCAGGGAGCGGGUGGAGGAGUCACAGGCGGCUGUUCCUGAGGAGAUUCGGCUGACCUGCACCCAGUUUGUGCGGUACCACAGGGAUCAAUGCGUGCAGGACAUCAUGAAGAAGAGGAGGUGUGGGGAGGGGACUGUGGUGGAAACCUUUCUGGGCAGCGAGCUGGUGGACUGGCUGCUACGGGUGGGCCUGGCACAGGACCAGGGUGAGGCACUGCUGUACGGACAGAAGCUGAUGGAGGGCAGGGUGCUCCACGGCGUGGCCCACGAGUCCGGCUUCUGGGAUGACGGCCUGCAUUACCGCUUUUCCGACAGGGGAGAGCCAGAACGAUAGGGCUCCUGCGGGAAGCUUCCCCCCGUCACAUGACACUGGAGGUCAUCGGAUCAGGGAUCAUCGGCCAAGAGCUUUCAGAUAGAAUUGACUUCACGAUGGACUACUUCUUAACAUAUUAACCCUUUUUGCAUGGAAAAAUGCAGUAUGUAUUAAACAUUACAUUUAAAAACAGUCUAACAUACUCUCUACUGUCCUUGGUCUAAAAUAAGAAAGAGCCAUGCCUAUGAAAAUGAACCCAUAGGCAACUUCAGUAACAUUCAGGAUGAACAUCAUGGCAAUGAAUGUAUGGAUGAAUCUUGCAAGGCCUGCAUUCAGUAUUCAGAGAGUGUAUUGUGUUGCAUAUGAACAAUAUGAGAAAGGAAAACCAAAAGUGGUUUUCAGGUAAGCCAGUUGCAGUUUGAGGUUCAAGUUGCAUUGCAGACUCCUUUUGGAGUCGAGAGUUGUUAGAUGGCUGAGUUUUGAAUAUCCAGAUCCUGUCUUCAGUCUUCCACCCACUCACCUGUCCUCCAUCAGAUAUUCCAUCCACAGCACUGUGUAUGUAAGACAGUCCUACCAGACACCUGUCCUCCAAAAAGCUUCUGCAAUGCAAGAUAGACACCUCUGUCUGCCUGCCCACUCACAGGAUUUUAAUUUAUCAAUGACGAAUAUGACCACUUGCACUCCUUCAUAUAAAGACAAUUUAAAUGUGACAUAUUCUAAGACCUGUUAGGCACAUGAACACUCCAUAUUCAUGGAGAUAAGACUUUUAAGAGCCACAUAAUUUUUCUGUGGAUUCCAUUGGUCGUUUACCCAUUAAGACUUUAAUUUUAAGAAACAUCAUAAUUUGAAUUUGGACCAAAACCAUUGUUGCCAAUUAGUAGCUGAACUCAGGUCUGUUUAAAAUAGUGUUUCAAGGUCUUCUUGCUAUAGGUGGUAUACUACUGGGAGAAUUUGUUUUCAAAGCUUAUUUUGUUCAAGGGAACAAUCAUCUGGGAAUGAGCGAUGCACAAUGUUUUCUAAAGGAAAUUUUCCCAGCUGCUGUACCUGUGCUUGUCUUGGUUGUCUGGAUUGUCUUGGUUCACAAGAAUAAUACUGAUAGAACCUCAGGAAGGCUGAAUGUUUCUUGCAUCUCAGUGAACUGUAUGAAGUAAGGGUUUCUCGUUUUGUGUAAAUUGUGCAAGAUAGGUAAAGGAAUACUAUGCAGUAUCUCUUUCCUCACUUCCCUCCUGUUCUACUUGUUCUUCUACCUGUUCAAUUCAUUGUCGCUUUUAUUUUUAUCAGACAUCUAGUCCUCUAAAAGUCUGGGAGUCUUAUGGAUUUAGGCAUGAGUUCCCUCCCCAGGAGAGGAAAUAAGCCGGUAGAAUCUCCCAAAAAUAUCAACGGUAGUACUGUGCAGUGGGACCCAGCUAUCAUGGCCCACCAGCUGACGUACAAAACUGAAUUUACAGUAUUACAGUACCCUCCCAUUACCUCCCAAUUUAUUUAUUUGCCUCUGUACACCACAGAUUUCUAAUGAAAAAAAAUCAUGUGGUUCAACUGCACAUUUUUAUACAUUUUGGCUUCACCAUAUAGAAAUUACAGCAGUGUUUAUAUGUAGUCCCCCCCCCCCCCUUUUAGGGCACCAUAAUGUUUGGGACACAGAAAUAUUAUGGAAAUUAAGGUAGUUAUGUUUAGUGUUGUUGAAUAUCCUUUGCAUGCAAUGACUGCUUGAAGUCUGCGAUUCAUGGACAUCACCAGUAGAUGGGCGUCUUCUCUGGUGAUGCUCUGCCAGGCCUGCCAUCUUUUUUUUUUUUUUUUUUUUUCAGGGGCUAGUUCCCUUAAAUGUUCUCUUCUGCAUAUGAAAGGCAUGCACAAUUGGGUUCAGAACAGGUGAUUGACUUGGCCACUCAAUAAUUGACUAUUUUUUAGCUUGGAAACCUUUGUUGCUUUAGCAGUAUGUUUGGGAUCAUUGUCUUGCUGCAGAAUGAACCGCCAGCCAAUACGUUUUAAAGCAUUUGCUUGAACUUGAGCAGAUAGGAUGCGCCUAUACACUUCAGACCUUUUUCCAGAACUGUGAUUGCUCUUAAGUACUUCUAUGCAUACUAACCGGGCCAUCCUUUUCUUGCAGCUAAUCAGUGGUUUGAGGAAAAAAUUUGGGGAAAACACAGUAUGUUGAGUUUUUCAGAGCACAUCUUGGCAUGAGGGUGUCAGUAUGCCUUACUUGUAAAAGCAAGCGUUAUUCAAAAUAAUUUAUACCCUCUGCUGUCCGACUACUUAAUGCCAUAUAACACUUCUUUUGUGCAUUGCAACAGUUUGUUUUAUUUAUGCUUAUUUAUUAAGAGUUAGGAGGUCUUACAUAGCUGCCCCCCUUCUUUCUUUUUUUUGUAUGUAUGUGUAUUGUUCAUGUAUUGUUCGGUGUUACUGUGAGCUGUCAUGUGUAAUUGCCAUUUUAGGGAUUAAUGAAGUUUUGACUGGAAUCUUGCUGUACAGCCUCUAUAUUUCUGUUCAUAAAGUCUUCUGUGAACAGUGGUCAUUGACAAAUCCA
This is a messenger RNA of Conger conger (European conger), 5187 nucleotides long. It is a transcript of the gene gpr155a, whose product is annotated as G protein-coupled receptor 155a. Gene Ontology annotation, cellular component: membrane. NCBI's taxonomy places the organism in Eukaryota, Metazoa, Chordata, Actinopteri, Anguilliformes, Congridae. Gene Ontology annotation, molecular function: G protein-coupled receptor activity. Gene Ontology annotation, biological process: G protein-coupled receptor signaling pathway; transmembrane transport; intracellular signal transduction. The coding region runs from base 222 to 2684 and encodes 820 amino acids. The record is from RefSeq and is a predicted model, not a curated record. The transcript is spliced from 16 exons.